This is a messenger RNA of Oldenlandia corymbosa var. corymbosa, 1080 nucleotides long. NCBI's taxonomy places the organism in Eukaryota, Viridiplantae, Streptophyta, Magnoliopsida, Gentianales, Rubiaceae. The record is from the annotation of a GenBank genome assembly.
AUGGCUUCGUCGACUCAAUUUGCGCCGUCCAGGAGGAUGGAUAUAUAUGAUCCAAUGCACCAAAUGAGCAUGUGGGAAGACACAUUUAGAAGUCAUAUUAAUCCAAAUAAUACAGGAGUUUGCAUAUUCCCUAAAGGAGAAGAAAGACUAAUUGAAAAGCCUGAAUAUACAUCUCAGGAGCCUUUAAUGCCUCCUUUAGAUAGUCAAGCAGCAAGAAGUAUUUCGGAUAAGGUACGACGACGCCUUGCACAAAAUCGCGAAGCUGCAAGAAAAAGCCGACAACGGAAAAAGGCUUAUGUUCAGCAACUGGAAUCCAGCCGAUUGAAGCUGGCUCAGUUGGAGUUGGAACUUGACAAGGCUAGACAACAGGGUGCAUGUAUUGGAGGUGUUGCUGCUACUUUAGGAUUGAGUGGAGCUAUAAAUCCAGGAAUUGCAGCAUUUGAGAUGAAAUAUGGCCAUUGGGUAGAAGAGCAAAAAAGAAAAACAGCAGAACUCAGAACUGUGUUGCAGUCUGCAACAAGUGAAAUGGAGCUACACAUCCAUGUACAGAGUUUCUUAAGCCACUAUCAAGAACUGUUCCGCAUGAAAGCAGAAGCAGCGAAAUCUGAUGUCUUCUAUAUACUCUAUGGUCUGUGGAGAACUUCAGUGGAGCGAUUUUUCCUCUGGAUUGGAGGUUUUCGUCCAUCAGAGCUUGUCAGUAUUCUUACGCCAACGCUUGAGCCCUUAACUGAGCAACAAUAUGCUCUUGUCAGUAACUUGCGCCAAUCUUGUCAGCAAGCUGAAGAUGCUCUUAAACAAGGUAUUGACAAGUUACAACAGAAUCUAGUACAAACCAUUGCAGCUGAUGCAAUUGGCGUGCCGAGUUACAGUUCUCAAAUGUCACCUGCUGUUGAGAUGUUGGAAGCACUGGAGUCCUUUGUUAUCCAGGCCGAUCAUCUUCGCCAGCAAACACUGCAGAGAAUGUCAUGCAUCUUGACAACUCGCCAGGCUGCAAGAGGAUUGCUCGCCUUUGGGGAGUAUUUCCAACGUCUGCGCACUCUUAGCUCCCUCUGGGCUGCACGGCCUCGCGAUCUCCCUUAA